AUGGCCCUGCCUGUGCGUGGCGCGGGGCGUGAGUCGCCGGUCGGCAGUGAGGGCUGGAUGCGCUCCCUCACCGCCGGCUUCGCUAUCCACGCCCCGAACCCCAACGACCCGUCUUCGGUGGUGUCGGCGAUGCGGUUCCUCCUGCAGAUGGCGGUCGACCUCGAGCGGCAUGGGAAUUUGCUGGAGAGCAUUAAGUGCGCGGAGUCCGCGUUGCUGCUGCGGCGCGCCACAGAAGCGGCCGUGACGCCGCUGCUGGAGCCGCUCUUUGCGGAGGAAAUGCUCCCGCGCAGCGUUGUGGAGGAAGCAGAGGACCUCGUGCUGCGGUGCAACACCCACGCUGUGUCCGCCUUCAACGAGAAACGUUUUGAUGCCGCGGAGUUCUUCCUUGGCAAGGCGCUCUUCCUGACUGACUUGCGUGAUGCGGAGGAGGUGAAUUACUUUUCGGGGUCCGAGUCGCGGCGGUUGCGGUUGCGUGCCGCGACACUGAACAACCUCGGCUGCAUGGAGAAACGUCGUGGGAAACUGGAGCAAUCGCUUGCGUACCUGCGGCAGGCUGUAGAGAUCGAGGUGUCGCUCGAUACCACAUCCCGUGGGUCACCGUCGACGUACCUCAACCUCUGCACAGUGCUGAACGAGCUGCAGCGACACCACGACGCCGUUGCGGCGGCGGAGAGCGCUAUCGCUACGCUCGAGGAGCAGAUGCUGCAGCAGCAGAGGGAGCAGUUGCCAGGGUGUGCAAUGAUGCUCGUGGUGGGUUUGUACAACCUGGGAGUCUCGCUUGAGCGCCGCGGCCGCGACGGUGACAACGAAAAGGCCCACGCGGCGUAUCGGCGUUCCCUGGAGGCGAGCCGAAAGUUCUUUGUGGAUCCCAAGUGUCCAACCGUAGAGCUCGCGAUGUCGGCGAUCCGUCGCAUGCACGCGGCUCCCACCUUCCGUGCGGAUAGGAUAGAGGCAAUAGGACCGCGCAAGGCGCUCGAGGGCCCCGCAGACCCGCGGCCGCCACAGAGAUCAGCAUUCCCGCCAGCAGCAGCAGCACCGAGUCUGGAUUCGCGGUCCAUAUCACUUUCCAGCGCCCACGCGGCCCCCACCAGCCUUCCGGCACCGCUUCCACAGGAACAACAACAGCAGCAGCUGCAGCAGUCUCGUGUCAGGCGACUAAGUCCACUCACCGCGGCGGAAAGUCUAAGUGAAAACUGGGCACAGCGCACCUCUUCGCACCCCCCUCGCCCAUCCACUGACAGCCGGAUUGUUUCCACAUCGUUUGGGUCAAUCGCGCAGACAAUGCCAAUAGUGUCACAUUCACGACUAUCGCUGUUGGCAUCGCACUCACCACUCCAUUCAGCUGGCGAUCUGCCGCACGGGCACACGAUGCCAGGCACUGUGCAGCCACCCGUGCGAAGGACGGGAUCAGUCUCCGUGACGCCUUGCGUGGAAACCCCUGAUGGGGGCGCAGCCAAUCCACUGUCAGUGUCUCCGGCUGUGCCACUUCAAGAGCAGGAACAACGACAAGCGUCAUUGCCUCCGUCGCAGCAGCAGCAACAGCAACAGCAGCAGCCACUGCCGCCGCCACCGCUACAACAACAGCAACAAGAGCGGCAGCAGCAACUUCAACAACAAGCUUCAACGGCACAACAACAACAACUGUUGUUACGGCAGCCACCACCACCACCACCACCGCCGCUCUAUACGGAAGCGAAGCAGCCCGUUGCACGCCCAGCCACGCUCUCUCCACUACGCAAGCCAUCAGAUGCAAUUUCGACGCUGAUGAAGCCAUCGCUUGUUGAAGCACCCAAACUGAGCCUCACCACCCCACUUGGGUUAUUGACCCAAAGGAACCAGUCAAAGUCAUCAACCUCUCCGACAUCAGCUGUCGCAAACCCAUUUGGACGUCGCGUCUUCGGGAGCGUAUCCACCUCUGAGCCGUCAGGUCCCGUAUCAUCAUCGAUGCUCCGGCAGCGGUUGACGGGAUCGGAGUCCAUGGCGAUGGAGAAGCACCUUGCGCGGACGCAGAUGCGACAAGCAAAGGCAGAGGAAGCAAAGAAAAAGGGUCCCAUGGCUGGACGAAGGGGCAGUGCGCUCGCCAAGGCGAAGGAGCGAGAACAAAAACGACUUGCCAAGGAAGAGGCGGCUCGGGACGCAAGCAUGGCAGACGCGUUGUAUGAAAAUCUUGUCGUUGGAAUGCGUGCGGAUGAGUUGCAUCGCUGUCAUCGUGCCGCCAUGCUGCUUCAGCGUAUGUGGCGUGGAUGCAUUGCCCGAACCUUGCUGCGCCGCAUGGUCUCCGCAGCAAGAAAGAUCCAGCGGGUGUUCCGCGUUUUCCUCGUCAAGUUGCUCGCUGCACGACGCGCGGAGGAGGAGCGGCUUGCCCGAGUCAAAGCUGCACGCGAAAAGGAAGAGACGGAGGCUGCUAUUGUGCUGCAGGCGCGUGUGCGGCAGUUCCUUCACCGUUUGGAGAUUCGCCGUGCCUACCUUGGCCGCAAGAUGCGUCAGUACUACGCCGCGCGUCGGAUUCAGCGCGGCUUCCGCGCAUUUUUGAGGUGGCGCGAGGAGCACCUCGCCGCCCUCAUGGAGGCACAGCGCUUGGAGGACGAGCGUCAGCUGCAGCUGAAGAUCAACGCGGCCCGCCGCAUACAGUGGGCCUAUAGCCGCUACUUGAAGCGAAAGGAGGAGUUGAAGGCGUCAAAGGAGCGGGAGCGAAGAGAGCGCGCGGCGGCGACAAUACAGGCGCAGGUGCGAGGUGUCCUGGCGCGAGCAUGGUUCCGGUACUACAAGUCUUACCGCCGCGAGCAGGAGCUAAAGUCUGCGGCGAACCAGAAACGUAUUAUUAUGCUGCAGGCCGCCGCUCGCGUCCCCCUUGCUGUGCGACUUCGUCGUACGAAGGAAGUGGAUCUUGUGCGCCGCCUCCGUCAGCAUCAGUUGAACCGAGCGGUGACACGGAUACAAUGCCAGUGGCGCAGCCGUGUUGCACGCAUCAAGUUGGCACGUCUGCGCGCGGAGAGUGACAUACGGAAUCGACGCGCCACGCGUAUCCAGCGCUGGUACACAACAUGCGUCUUGCGUCGCAGGUUCCUUCAGAUUCUUGAGGCGAAGCGUCGCGAACAUGCGGCUGAAAAGAUCCAACGGUGGUACCGCGACCGCAAGGUGCAAACUAAAGAAAAAGAAAUGGCUCGAUAUUAUGCUGAUAUUGCGCGUCGACAGCGUCUCGCACAUAUUCAAGCGCAGUCGCUGCUCCUGCUACAGGCAUGGGGGCGAGGAUAUAUCAGCACUCUGCUAGUCCGGAGUGUGCGGAAUUCCUUUCUGCGCCUCACGCUUUUUGCAGAGGCGUUCCAGCGCAUAGGACGCGGCUACGCGGGCCGCUUGUCUCUGUGGCGAAUGAAGUGCCGUGAAAUUCGUGAGGCACGAAUGCGAGUAGAACAAAUGCGUCAGGCCUCAGCGGCAUGUGUCAUUCAGCGUGCGUGGCGAUGCGCUAUGGCGAAGGACACUGUUGAACAUAUGCGACGUUGUGUAGCAGCCAGCGUGAUGAUUUCGAAACACUAUCGCAGUUAUGUCUGUCGCAAGGAACUACGUCGGCUGCGUGAACAGAAACAGCUAGAGCGGGAAACGCAGGCGGUUUUGAUUAUACAGCGGAUUGUGCGUCAAUUCCUCCAGCGACUAGAACAUGUUCGCCUAGACAAGUAUUACCGUGAGCGCCAUCAGAAGAAACUAGUCCUUAUGCGGCGUGAGGAGGCUGUCACAACACUGCAGGCGGCAUGGCGUGGACGCGCGACGCGUCAGGCACUCCAACGGGAGCGCGAAGCCCUUGAGGCAUUGGCGGUGUAUGUGGUGAAGAUUCAGCGAGCAUGGCGUGCACGCAAGUUCCGCAGGGGCAUCAACGUUGAAGUUGCACAGCGCUCCACUCUUCGUAUGGAUCGCUCACGUGCUGCCCUUACACUCCAAUGCUUCUGGCGGAAAAUGAGGGCAGCUGAAGAGGUGGCGCGCCUGCGCGAGGCAAAUAGGAUUCGCCGUGAGAAGGCGGUAGUCAUUCAAUGCUGGUGGCGUCGUAUCCUCGCUAGGUGGCUCGUAGAGUCUCUGAAGGUGCAACGGGAGGAGGUGCUCAAGCUUCGUCUCUACUACAUGGGCAAGUGGGAUGUCAUGGUAACGCUCAUCAAUGCAACACUACGGGUGCGUUCGGCGCAACAGCUGCUACUCGUUCGCAAACGGAAGCAGCUUCUCACCCAACUAACAGAUUGUGAACGUGAACGCUUCUUGUGCCGCCAUGGGGCUGCGACAAAGAUACAGGCGGUUUACCGCGGUCACUAUGAGCGGGUGUAUGCGCGCGGUAUACGACGACAAAAAGAGGAAGAGGAACGCCGCAGACAAGAACGUGAAGCCCUUGAGAAGCGCUCUGCCAUCAUCAUUCAAUGCGCCUAUAGACAAUGGCGGGCCAUUCGUGAAGCUAACAGACGACGCGCCGCGAAGAGGGCAAAGGCGUUGGAGGAAGAAAUUGAGCACUAUACCACGGUUGAUCCUCAUGACUUAGUUCGUCAGCUAUUCUGGGUGCAUGAGACUGUUCUGAAGCGUGACUUGACGAAGGAACGACUUCAGCGCUCGAAUGAGCGCCUCAGGGCGGCCGUGAUUGUACAGAAAGCCGUUCGACAAUGGCUUGCAAAGCGACGUCUGGAAAAUAUGCGUCGCGAAGCUGCCGAGGCACGAGCANUGAUUGUACAGAAAGCCGUUCGACAAUGGCUUGCAAAGCGACGUCUGGAAAAUAUGCGUCGCGAAGCUGCCGAGGCACGAGCAGCGAAAACCAUUCAAAGCUACUGGACGCAGUGCCGCGCCCGUAAAAUGCAGAAGGAAUCGGAGAGGCAGUGCCAGGCGGCGAUAACCAUUCAAGCACGCUUCCGCGGUUACCUUGUGCGGCGGGAAUGGAAAGAGUGGAAGAGUCAGAUGGCGUGUGAGCGACAGCACCAAGUGUUGAAAGAUGAUGUGUACGAUGAAGCCGCCACAGUGCUUCAGUCGUUCUGGCGCCGUAUCGUGGCUGGGCGUAUGGCGGACCGAUUGCGGGGGCAACGGCAGGNGAAGCCGCCACAGUGCUUCAGUCGUUCUGGCGCCGUAUCGUGGCUGGGCGUAUGGCGGACCGAUUGCGGGGGCAACGGCAGGAGAAGAAGGUACAGCAGGUGCUGGAUGAGGCCGCCACCACAAUUCAACGAGCAUACCGACACCACCUAUUGUACCGUGUCAUUCAAGGCUCGUGAUGUAUUCUCUCAACUACGGUGUUUUUUUUUUUUUUUUUUUUUCCUUUUUUUGGUGGUUUUUUUGUUCGUUUUACUCCUUGGAGGUGGGAAUAGACGAACUUUAUUCCACACAAUGUAUGUGAGACUGCUGCGUUGCCAACGAUCAGCAAGACUAUGCAACAAAAAAAAAAGCACACUUAUUAGAUGUGUAUGCGAUGUGCUGUUGGGUGGGAAGGGGGGCCUCCAAGCAAGGAGCUCAGUUGUCUCCUCAUUUUAA
Molecule: messenger RNA, 5487 nt
Organism: Trypanosoma grayi
Lineage: Eukaryota; Euglenozoa; Kinetoplastea; Trypanosomatida; Trypanosomatidae
Exons: 1
Coding region: 1-5487 (1828 amino acids)
Molecular function (GO): calmodulin binding
Source: RefSeq, a predicted model, not a curated record